Molecule: messenger RNA, 13497 nt
Organism: Besnoitia besnoiti
Lineage: Eukaryota; Apicomplexa; Conoidasida; Eucoccidiorida; Sarcocystidae
Product: dynein heavy chain family protein
Exons: 59
Coding region: 1-13497 (4498 amino acids)
Biological process (GO): microtubule-based movement
Cellular component (GO): dynein complex
Molecular function (GO): minus-end-directed microtubule motor activity; dynein light intermediate chain binding; ATP binding
Source: RefSeq, a predicted model, not a curated record
AUGGCUGAAAAGAAGGAGCCGGAUGCUCGGCUUCUAUGGGUCGAGAAGAGGGUGUUUGCUGCAUUUGGCCUGAAGCGGCAUGUCUGGGAGAAGUUCAAGAGAGCCUUUGAAACUGAGGAGAAUUCCUUGAAAGCCGUCAACAAUUUUUUAGACGACUCGGACACGCUUUUCAUCCUUUUCCAGACUGGGAACACCCCCGAGGUUGUCGUCGCCUCUGUCCAUGAUGUUCCCCAGCCGUCUCAAAUGGCUAAACGGAAAAGCCUGCUCAUGCUCAAGGCUGAAAGAAACGUUGUCAUCACAAGUGAAAAUGUUCAAACGUCGAUUCUCUGUCUGGAGGUGACAUCCGCCAUCAUGGAGAUGCUCCAUGAGCUAUGCGGCGGGGUCUAUCUCAGUACAUUGUCAAACCCCGCUAACCAAGUGGGCUUGUCCCAAUUUGUAACGAAAGACAUACUCGAAAAAUACAGCAGGUUCCUGGCAAAACUGCAUGCGACGCUCGGGGUAAUGAGCGGUCGCACCCUCCUGCCGACACCGCCCGAAGGCUUAUCAGGCGAGAGCUCGAAUUCAGAGAAACUGCAUCUCUAUGAAGAUUCCGUAAUCAUGUGGACCAAGCAAAUCCGUCUGGUUCUGGAGAAGAACCCUGCACAGUCUCUGAACGAUGGACAGAACCCCGAGCCUGCAGAAGAAAUGGAAUUUUGGGAACACCGGGCCGCAAACCUGGACUCCAUCAGCGAGCAGCUGGGGGAUGACGCAGUUCUUCAUGUGCAAGAGUUUCUACACCAAAACAAAAGUACAUACUCCACGCCCUUUGAAAAGCUCCGCAAUGAAGUUGAAGUGGAACGGAAAGAGGCAAGAGAUAACGUCAAGUUCUUGUCGACGCUCAAGCCAUGGCUGAUGCGGCUGAUGGACGAGACGAUUGAGUUCACGAGUCUGGAUAAUCUCUUCGAGCCGAUCUUGCAGAACAUCUUGCUGAUAUGGGAAUACUCAGAGUACUACAAUACGCCUGCGCGCCUUGUGGUCCUGAUGAGGCAGAUCUGCAAUGCCAUUAUUGCUCAAGCUUUUCGAUACAUCAGCGGACAAGAGGUCUUCAAGCACAUUCAAAACGACGAUCCUAAAGAAGCCCUUUGCAAACUUGGGACCGCGCUCACAGUUUGUAAUAAUUUCAAGAAGGUCUACCUGAAGUACCGCAGCCAGGCGGAACGGGAAGGAUGCCCGUGGCAAACCAAGAAUGAGGCCCUCUUUCUGCGCCUAGACACAUAUCGAGAGCGAAACAAGGCUCUCCAAGACUUCACAAAAACCGUUAUGCAGUUCAACAAGCUGGAAAAGAUUGAAAUUUGUGGAACGAAGGGAAGUGCGCUCACAACCUAUGUUCUGACUCUGUUUGAAGAGUUCAAGCGCCUUGUUGAGGACUUCCAGCAGGUGGAUUACGACGUCAUGGACGUCGACUGCGCGCAGCUCGACGACCACUUCUACAGGUUUCGCUGUAGCGUGAAGGAGUUGGAGCAGAGGCUGGCGUCCGUGCUCACGGCAGGCUUCGACGACAGUAACACCAUUUUGGGCCGCAUCAAGCUGUUCGAGUCGUUCGGAAGUCUCCUCGAGCGCCCCAUCAUCAAAGACGAGUUGGAGAAGAAACACGCGCUCCUUCUUCAGCAGUACAAGCAGGACGUCAAAGAAGUCCAAAAGCUCUUCAGAGACGGCUCUACAGCCAUUCACCAACAAGCCGAGGAUGCGCCGUGCUUCGCCAAUCAGCCGCCAGUCGCUGGCGCCCUCUUCUGGGCGCGUGCGCUUCGGGAGCGCGCAGAGGAGCCGAUGCAACGCCUCCUUGUCUUCAGCAAAAGCGUCCAAGAGAAACCCGACGAGUUCAAAGAGGUGGAAAAGCAAUACCACUGCGUCGCAAGUGCCAUCCAGGACUACGAGGAAGAGAUGCGCACUGCGUGGGGUGCGACGUCAGUAGCCCCAACCAGAGAGAAGCUAGCCGACCUGCUUCUUCGCCGCACGGAAAACGGGCUGCUCAAAGUCAAUUUCGAUCCCGCCCUCACGCGACUGAUGCGCGAGGUGAAGUACCUCGAGCUGCAGGAUCUUGCGGUGCCUGAGGGGGCGCGCGAAGUCUACGCCAAGUUCAACACCUACAGACGGCAGACUGACAGCAUGGAAAUGAUUGUCUCCAUGUACAACCAAAUUUUGACCGACCUCCUGCCCAACGAGCGUCCGCUGCUCGCGGAUCGCAUCGCCAAAAUCAACGCGAUCCUUGCGCCUGGGCUCACGUCCCUUCGCUGGCACUCCUCGGAAGAAGUCGAUGAGUUCCUCAGCCAGGCGACCAGCGUCGUCACUGAAGUGUACGGAAUCUGUCACACUAUGAAGGCCAACCUCCAGAAGAUCAUCGGCGUGCUGGCGAGCUGGGCGGAGAAGCCGUUGUUUGAGCGCAAACCGAAGCCGAUGUCUCCGGACGACAUCGACCAGAUGCUGCGCGCCAGCAUCGCGAUUCGCCACCACCAGAUGAGCGAGGAAGGGAAAGAAAUCCACAAACUCCUGCGCGACUCUGCGGAUGCACUCAAGACCAGCAAAGGUGCGCCACAGUGGCGGCUGCACGGAGGCUUUGUCAACUCCAUCGUGAUUCAGGGGUUCGCAGCUCUCAUCGUCAUCUCUCUCAAGCAUCUCUGCAAGACGCUCGAGGCAGCGAUGCAUCCGAAGCCCGAUGUGGCUCCGCUGUUUGAAGUGAAACUCGAACUCGUCGACAACUCCAUCGACUUUGUUCCCUCCUUUGAUCACGAAAAACACGGAGGCAGUCCAGGAAUUCGCGAUCUCAUUGACCAGUGGAUUGGCGAUUUCUUCAAGUGCGCGACCACUGUGGCGCGACUAGACACCGGGACUGGCGACUACCUGAACGAGGUCAAGAGCAAUUUCCUCGUAAUGGCUGUUCGAUCGCGCCUCACGAAGCUUAUUGGCGCAACACGCCAAAAGCUGAACGAGUACCUCCUCACAUUCGAAGAGUACUCGUUUCUGUGGAAGCGGGACAUUCACGAUGUCUUGGAGGAGUUCCUGUCGGACGAGCCUAGAGGGCUCGUCGAAAACUGGAACGACUCCGAAAGCGAGCCCUUCCACCAGAUCAUGGAAGUCAUCGGCAUCGACCUCGGGAGACCGAUACCGGCUCUGUCCCGGUUCGACGAGAAGAUCACCUACUUCCAGAGAGUGCGCACAGAAAUCUCGAACUUCAAGACGCCGUGCGACAUAUUUUGGAUUCGCAUCAACGCGCAGCCGACAAAGAUUCAGCUGAGCCAGUUGGCCGCGAAAUGGGCAAACCAGUACACCAGCUUCCUCCACGACUUUUGUGUCGCGCGCAUCGAUGGAAUCACCGGUUUCAUCAACAAAAUGCUCGGCUACCUCGAUGCAGACAUCCCUGCCGAAGACGACGAGAAUACAGAAGCGCUCUACAACGUCAUGACCAAUAUCCGCGACGUGAAAAUCGCCAUAGACGCCAUCAAAACGCUUUUCGUCCCCAUUCGAGAGCAGGUGGCGUUGCUGAAGAAGCAUGGAUGCUUGAUCGCGGAGGAGCGUUUGGUGGCGCUGGAGGCGGCGCCGGCUAAGUGGGAAGAAGUGAUUCGCAAGGCGUUUGAAAUCAAGGAGGCGAUCCUGCCGAUGCAGAUGCAGGAAAUGACAAACAUCAAGCAGACGCUGUCGACGUUCAGCGAUGACGUGCAGAACUUCCGCGACGCCUUCCUCCGCGACGCGCCGUUUCGCCACGACUUCCCUCGCGCGGACGUCUACAAGUGCCUUGAUGAAUUCUAUAAAAAGACGCUGCUCAUGGAAAGCAAAGCGAAGGACUUCAACAACCUCGAGAUGCUCUUCGACAUGGCGCGCUCUGGCUAUAGACAGCUCAAAGACACCUUCGUUGAUCUACGCCUCCUGAAGCAAAUCUGGGACGUGAUUGACUUCUGGACCUUCUCGUUCGACGACUGGAAAUCCACACUGUGGGGAAAGAUCGUCACCGACGAGUUGCUCCUUCGCGUGAAGGACAUGCAGCAGCAGCUCAAGGCGCUGCCGAAGGAAAUAAAGUCCAUGCGCCUCUUCUCGCACGAGAGUGAACGCUGCGCAGCAGCUCUUGGCCCCGAGUUUUGUCUGGAGGACCUGCUCAAGCUGCGGCUGCAUGAACACGCGGACGGCGUGUCAGACAUCGUCGUCUUGGCGCAGAAGGAAGCGAAGAUCGACAAGAAGCUCCAGGAGAUCACCAGCGUGUGGAGGCAGCUUGCGCUGCAGUUCAACCUCGAGCGCGAGGAUGUCCCUCUGCUGGAGCCCCUGGACGACGUGAUUGAAGUGUUGGAGCAGCAUGCCAUGGACCUGAUGACAAUGGUAGCCCAGGGGAACGUCAUCGACUUCUGCCGCACCGCCGUCGAGGAGUGGCAAGACAAACUCCGGACUGUGGACUCAGUCCUCAAAGUCUGGAUGGAGCUGCAGAAGAAAUGGCGACGCCUCCAACCAAUCUUCAUGCUGUCCGAAGACAUCCGCUCGCAGCUGCCGGAGGACUCCAAGCGCUUCGAGGCUGCCGACGGCGAGUGGCGCGACUUGAUGUUCUGCGCAGCGCACCAGCCCAACAUCGUCGAGACUUGUCACCACGAAGGUCGCUUCGAGCUCCUUGUGAAGCUCCGCGACAUGAUUGAGGUCUGCGAGAAAGCGCUCAGCGAUUACUUGGAGCAGAAGAAGAAGGCGUUUGCGCGGUUUUACUUCGUCUCGAACCAGGCGCUGUUGGAUAUUCUGGCCAACGGAAAUGACCCGCUCAAAGUUUGCUACUACCUGGGGGACUGCUUCGACGGCAUCAAGACACUGGAUUUUCAAAAAGAUCCUGUGCAUGCGCGCCUUGCCUGCGGCAUGUACUCCAAGGAAGACGAAUACGUCCCCUUUGGCGAGACGUAUCGCCUCGAGGGACCCGUCGAAACGUAUCUAGCAAACCUCGAGACGCACGUCCGCAAGCAGCUCCGCGACAUUCUCGAGGUGGCGAAGGCGAACGCGGAGAACUGGGAGGUUGACAAGCCGCGCGAAGAGUGGCUCAGGGACUACUGCGCGCAGAUUGCGCUGGUCGCCAGUCAAAUCAUCUGGACUGACGAGGUUUCGCGCUGCUUCGAGGAGCUCGAGGGAGGCUCUGAGAACGCGAUGAAAGACUACAAACGCGUGUACGACGACCGAAUCGAAAAACUGAUUCGGCAAGUUCAGCAGGAUCUGACGUGUGACUUGCGCGUGAAAAUUAUCACGCUCAUCACUAUCGACGUCCACGCGCGCGAUGUCGUCGAGUCCUUCAUCAACAAGAAGCUCACAGAAGCGAGUUCCUUCCAGUGGCAGUCGCAGCUCCGCUUCUACUGGGCGCAGAAGCCUGGCGAGGAGACAAAGACCUGUAUCGUGCGCAUGUGCGACUGGUCGACGACAUACAUGUACGAGUACGUGGGCAACUGCGGCAGACUGGUUAUCACGCCGCUCACCGACAGGUGCUACAUCACCCUCACCCAGGCGCUCAACUUGAUGAUGGGCGGCGCGCCCGCCGGUCCUGCAGGAACCGGCAAGACGGAAACGACGAAGGAUUUGAGUCGGGCGAUCGGGCUGCCGGUCUUUGUGUUCAACUGCUCGGACCAGAUGAACUACCUCUCGAUGGCGCAGAUCUUCAUGGGCCUUGCGCAGUCGGGCGCCUGGGGCUGCUUCGACGAGUUCAAUCGCAUCUCAAUCGAAGUGCUUUCCGUCGUCUCCACGCAGGUGAAGUCGGUCCUCGACGCCAUCAAGGAGGGCAAGAAACGGUUUCAGUUCAUGGACGAAGAAAUCAACCUCAUCCCUACUUGCGGCUUCUUCAUCACCAUGAACCCAGGCUACGCCGGACGCACAGAGCUUCCAGAAAACUUGAAGGCUCUCUUCAGGUCGUGUGCGAUGAUUGUGCCAGACGUGCGUUUCAUCUGCGAAAACAUGCUCAUGUCUGAGGGCUUCAUCAACGCGCGGGCGCUCGCGCACAAGUUCGUCACGCUCUACUCACUCUGCAACGCGCUGCUCUCCAAAGCGAUGCACUACGACUGGGGCCUACGCGCUGUCAAAGCCGUCCUUCGACAAGCCGGCGCCCUGAAGCGCGCCGACACCGCGAUCGACGAAGACGUGCUUCUCAUGCGCGCGCUCAGAGACUUUAACAUCGCCAAAAUCACCACAGACGACAAGCCGAUCUUCCUUCGCCUAAUCGAAGACCUCUUUCCGGGCAUUCAGGCGCCUUCGAAGCGCGACGCGGACUUCUGGAAAGUUGUCACGAAGGUGACAAAGCAGCAGAAGCUUCAGGCCGAAGAGCAGUUUGUCCUCAAGUGCGUGCAACUGCGCGAAAUCCUCUCGGUGCGGCACUGUCUCUUCGUGCUCGGACCGCCGGGCUGCAGCAAGUCGUGCGUGUGGAAGACUCUGAACAAGGCGCUGGUGUCGAUCGGCGAAGACGCCGUGUUUGAGGCUCUCAACCCCAAAGCGAUCUCGGCCAACGAGCUCUACGGACACAUGACUGCGACAAAGGAGUGGAGAGACGGCGCGAUCGCGGUGAUCAUGCGAAACAUGUCAAAGGAGCGCGGGCGCUUCAAGGCUUCGCACCGCCACAAGUGGAUCGUGCUCGACGGCAACAUCGACGCAGAGUGGAUCGAGUCGAUGAACACAGUCAUGGACGACAACAAGGUUUUGACACUCGUCAGCAACGAGCGCAUUCCGUUCACAAGCACCAUGCGCAUGCUGUUCGAAGUCGCGGACAUGAAACACGCCAGCCCCGCCACCGUCUCCCGCGGCGGCGUCCUCUUCAUCAAUGAAUCUGACGUCGGCUGGAAGCCGUUCCUCGAAUCCUGGCGCGAGACACUUCCAGAUCAUAUUGCGCAGUCUCAGUUCUACCUUCUCUUCUCCUACUACUUUGAACAGAAUCUCGAAACUUUCCAUAAGAGCUUCAAAUUCAUAUGCCCGAUGAGCGACAUCGGCUUCGUCGAAAGCAUCUGUUGCUUCAUCGACGCCAUGCUCUAUAACAACACAAAGGAGAACACGGAGCUGCUCAAGAACAAGUCGCCCGACGAACAGAAAUUCAUCUACGAAGCCUACUUCAUCGUCGCCCUCAUGUGGACUAUCGGCGGAUGCCUCGCAGACGACAAACUCGUCAACUAUAGGAAUCAGUUCAACAGCUGGUUGCGGAGUGCGUCUAAGAUAAAAUUCCCUGAAGGCGGCCUCUGCUUCGAUUACAAAUUCGAUGAGGUUUCGGGCCAGUGGACGCCCUGGGCGCAGGAGCUCCUCCCCUUCGAACCUGCGGCGGAUACACUCUUCACGAACAUCAUCGUAUCAACAGUUGAUACCGUGCGCAUGAAGUUUGUGGCGGAUCUCCACGUGCGGCGCCGCAAGCCCCUCCUCUUUGUCGGAACGACUGGAACGGGAAAAACCACUGUUGUUAAGGACUACCUCCGUGGCCUUCCCGAGGAGAUCUUGUCGGCGACCAUAAACUUGAACUCUUACACAGACUCGAAGAGACUCCAGGGAAUCAUCGAGAGCCACAUCGAAAAACGGACAGGGCACUCGUACGGCCCUGCGGGUAACAAACGCAUAAUUUUCUAUAUCGAUGACUUCAACAUGCCUUUCGUGGACAAGUACGACACGCAGCCUCCGCUGGAGCUGUUGCGGCAGCUGGUUGACUACGGCUCAAUGUUUGACCGGGAGCGUCUGGACGAGCGGAAGCACAUCGUUGACGUUCAGUACGUGGCGAGCAUGAAUCCUACGGCGGCGACGUUUCACAUCAGCUCGCGGCUGCAGCGGCACUUCUCGGUUCUGGCCUGCUUUCCCCCGGAGUCGGAGACCAUCACGCGGAUUUACGGAUCGAUUCUGCGCCAUCACCUGCUGCCCUUCGACACCGCCGUGCAGAAUCUCGAGGCGCCGGUUUUGCAGGCGACGAUUGACAUGUUUCAGACGAUCCACGGCAGCCCGAGCUUCGUGCACUCCGCCAAGAAGUUCCACUACACCUUCAGUCUCCGCGACCUCUCGCUGAUCUUCCAGGGCGUCCUCCAGUCCAGGCCCGCGAUGUACAGAGCCGUCAGCGCCGGCACUACCAAAUUCGCGCGCCUCUGGAUGCACGAAUCCUGCCGUGUGAUCCGCGACCGCCUCGUGAACUCCGAGGACGCCAAAGCCUUCGACGAGAUUCUCGGAAAAACCGCAAAAAAAUUUUUCCCAGACGAAAACAGCGAUGCCCUCUUCAAGACUCCCAAUGUGAUGACGUCAUUCGUAUCCGAAAGUGGCGGAAACGAUCGGGUCUAUUUGCCGAUCAAAAACAUGGAGCAGCUCAAGCAGGUGUUGGACGAGAAGCUGCAGGAGUACUCGAAAACCUACGUGGACUUGCCGCUGGUGCUAUUCGACGACGCGAUGGAGCACGUCGCGCGCAUGUGCCGCGUGAUCGACCAGCCCGGCGGCAACGCGCUGCUCGUCGGCGUUGGCGGUUCGGGCAAGCAGAGCCUCUCGCGCCUCGCCGCCUUCAUCUCCAAGAUGGAAAUCUUCCAAGUCACCGUCAACCAGCACUACGACCGAAUCGCCUUCAAGACCGACCUCCAGGAGUUGCUGAACAAAGCGGCUGUGCGGCCGGGCACGCCACAUGCGUUCCUGCUGACAGACCAGCAGAUCAUCGACGAGGGUUUCCUCGUCUUCAUCAACGACUUGCUCGCGUCAGGCAACAUCCCUGACCUUUUUACAAGAGAGGAGAUGGACACGAUUUUCUCGACGCUGCGGAAGCAGGCGAAGGCCGCAAACGUCGCCGACACGCGCGAGGCGCUGAAUCAGUUCUUCACCGACAAACUGCGCCGCAACCUUCACGUCAUCAUCUGUCACUCGCCAGUGGGCGAGACCCUCCGGUCGCGCGCACGCAAGUUUCCUGCCAUCGUCUCUGGCGCGGUCAUGGAUCAAUUCCAUCCUUGGCCGCGCGACGCCCUGGUGCACGUCGCCCUUCGGUUCAUCCGAGAUUUGGAGCUGCCUUCUGAGGAGAUGCAUGCGGUGCUUGCCGAGCACAUGGCGUCGGUUCAUCUGUCGGUAGAUCCGGCGAAUCAGCGCUUCUUCGAGUUGGAACGCCGGCACAACUACACGACCCCCAAGUCGUUUUUGGCGCUGAUUGAGUUUUACAAGAAGUUCCUCUCGAGCAAGCGCGUGGGCAUCGAGAAAAGCAUCGAGCGGCUGCAGCGCGGCCUGACGACGCUGCAGGAGACGCGCGUGAAAGUCGAGGGCCUGCGCGAAGACCUCCAAGAGAAAAUGGUGAAAGUCGACGAACAGAAGGCUGCUGUGGACCUCCUCAUUGACCAAGUCACGAAGGCGGCCGCGGUCGCCGAAGAGGAAUCCAAAGUCGCAAACGAAGAAAACGAGAAAGCAAACGAGGCGGCCGAGGAAGCUAGUGCUAUCCAGAAAAAGGCAGACGAAGAACUCUCUGAGGCCAUGCCCGCGAUGGAGCGCGCCAGAGAGGCCGUCAAGUGCCUCACCAAACCCGCCAUUCAGGAGCUGAAGGCGCUCGGGAAGCCGCCAGCCGAGUGCAUGGAGGUGACCAAGGCAGUGCUCAUCAUGCGCGGCGAACUGAAAAACACCGACUGGAAGGCCUCGCAGAAAAUGAUGAACGACCCCGGCAAGUUCCUUGACCAGGUCCGAGCGUUUGACGCAGAGAACAUGACUCAGGAGACUGUUGCCCUGAUUGAGCCGAUCAUUUCUCAGCCGUUCUUUAACUUCGACGUCAUGAAAGGGAAGUCGCUCGCCGCGGCUUACCUGGCCAACUGGGUUGUAAACAUCGUUACGUACAACAACAUCUAUCGAAAAGUGAAGCCGCUCAUGGACGCCUUCGCACAGGCUACAGAAAGCAAACAAAAGGCGGAAGCAGCUCUCGCAGUCGUCCAGGAACGAGUCAAAGAGCUGAACGACCGCCUCGCGAAGUUGAACGGCAAGAUGCAGGAGGCCGACGAGGAGAAGGGGCGCGUGCUGGCUGAGGCGCAAGCUUGUCAGCUCAAGCUUGACUUGGCUGAGCGCCUCGUGAAUGGGCUCGCCGACGAAAACACGCGCUGGACUACCAGCGUCGAGCAACUUGAAGACUCGAAAGUCACCGUCAUUGGAGACGCCCUCCUUGCCUCAGCCUUCGUUUCCUACGUCGGCGCCUUCACCUCACCCUUUCGCGUCUCACUCAUCGAGGAGACCUGGAAGGUUGACCUGAAGCAAAAGGUGAUUCCCUUCACAGAGCAGGUGACGCCGCUUGAGGUUCUGGCGGACGAAGCGGACAUGGCGAGAUGGAAAAACGACGGCUUGCCUGCGGAUCGCACGUCAAUUGAAAACGCUGCAAUUGUGACCUCUUGCUCACGCUGGCCGCUGCUGAUCGAUCCGCAGCUGCAGGGCGUGAAGUGGAUAAAGCAGAAGGAGCGCGACAGCCUGGUGACGGUUCAGAUGACGCGUGACAAGUGGCUGGCGAAGGUGUUGGAGGCGAUGCGCAACGGGGAGUUCCUGCUCAUCGAGGCAAUAGGCGAAGAAAUCGACGCAAUCCUCGACCCGCUCCUCUCCCGCGCAGUAGUGAAAAAGGGUCGCACGUUGCUGCUGAAGAUCGCGGGCGAAGACGUCGAGCUGCUGCCGUCCUUCAUGCUGGUGCUUCAGACGAAGCUCGCGAAUCCGCACUACAAGCCUGAGAUCGCGGCACAGUGCACUGUGGUGAACUUCACGGGGACGCCGGAAGGGCUCGAAGAGCAGAUCCUCGCGCUGAUUGUGAACGCGGAGCAACCCGAGCUGGAGCACACCAAGCGCGAGCUGGUGCGGAAGCAGAACGAAUUCAAAGUGACCCUCGCGCAGCUCGAAGACGCCCUCCUCGUCCAGCUGUCGAACGCCGAUCCCGCCACCAUCCUCUCCAACACCGAGCUCGUCGAAGGCCUCGAAACCACCAAACAAACCGCCACCGAGAUCCAAGAACAGGCUGUCGCGGCGAAAAAGACCGAGGCGCAGAUCAACGAGAGUCGCGAGACAUACCGCGACGCGGCUGCAGAGGCCGCAAUGCUCUACUUUCUCCUCACGCAGCUGUGGAACAUCAACCCCAUGUACCAGUAUUCCCUCGACUCCUUCGUCACCUUCCUUUACAAGGCGAUCGACAAGGCUGAAGCGCGUGCGAGUUACGCGGAGCGCUGUGUGGCGUUGGUGCAGUCGAUACGAAAGACAAUCUUCACGUGGGUCGCGCGCGGGUUGUUUGAGCGGCACAAGCUGACGUUUGUGGCGCUGCUGACCUUCCGGCUGCUCCAGCGCGGCGUGCUGAACGACGCGUACGACCCUGAGUGCUUCAACUUUCUGCUGCGCGGCCCCUCUAAAGUCGUCGCGGAGACUCCCCUCACAGAGUGGCUGCCCAAUUCGGCCUGGUAUGCGGUGCAGAAGCUGAUCGAGCUGCCGGGUUUUGAGGCCUUCGCAACCAACAUGGAGCGCGACGCGCCCUCGAGGUUCCGCGAGUGGUUUCAGGAGCUCCAACCCGAAGCCGUCAGGCUGCCGCUCGACUGGAAGCGCCUUGACUCGCAGCCCUUCAAGAAACUCCUCGUGCUCCGCUGCCUGCGCCCUGACCGCAUGACGACGGCGAUCGCGGAGUACAUCAAAGCUAUUCUGCCAAGCGGCUCGGAGUUCAUCGACGGGGACGCCGCGCUGUCGUUCAAAGACAUCCUCGAGUCGUCCUUCAAAGACUCGGCGAACACGACGCCGAUCUUCUUCAUUCUCUCGCCUGGAGCCGACCCCGUCAAAGAGGUGGAGGCUCUCGGCCGGAAGCUCGGCUACACUGCGAACUUCAACUUCCACAACAUCGCCAUGGGUCAGGGUCAAGACACAGUGGCGAUGCAGAAGCUCGACUUUGCGCAGAAAGAGGGGCACUGGGUGAUGCUGCAAAACAUCCAUUUGAUGCCGAGGUGGACAGUGGAGCUCGAGAAGAAGCUCGACGCGUUCGCAGCUGAAGGCUCCCACCCCAACUUCCGCUGCUUUCUCUCGUCAGACCCCUGUACGUACAUCCCGAUCGGAAUCCUGGAGCGCGCGAUCAAACUGACAAACGAGCCGCCGCAGGGACUCAAAGCGAACUUCAAACGCGCCUUUGCCUUCUUCUCUAGAGACGACUUCGACGAACGAGACCAGAAGAUCAGAGCGACGCUCUUUGGCCUCUGCUUCUUCCACGCGGUCAUGCUGGAGCGGAAGAAGUUCGGCUCGCGCGGAUGGAACAUGACCUACCCGUUUUCGAUUGGUGACUUGCGCGACUCCGCGCUCGUUCUCUUCAACUACAUCGAGGCGCAGAACGCAGUCAAAGUGCCUUGGGAUGACUUGAAGUACAUCUUUGGCGAAAUCAUGUACGGGGGCCACAUCAUCGACGUCCGCGACCGGCUCCUCUGCACCACAUAUCUCGACUUCUUCAUGCAAGACCGACUGUUAGAUGAAGCUGAGUUAUUUCCCUUUUGCGAAGGCCACGACGGAGUCUCCUUCAAAACACCUCCGCCCCAGGGCUACGAGCGGUACCUGGAGAGCAUCGAGGCGAUGCCUCAGGAGACGCCUCUCGCCUUCGGACUGCAUCCGAACGCCGAGAUCGGCUAUCGCACACAGCAAUGCAACGACCUCUUCACCACGCUGCUGCAGAUGCAACCUCGCAACGCCUCCACAGAAGGCGGCGCCGGAAACCAAGGUGUUCAGUCGCAGGCUGAGCAGGUUUGCCGCGAUAUCCUCGAGGAGCUCGGUGACUGUCGAAUCGACAUCGAAGAAGUCUCCCAGUCCAUUCCGGACGAAGAAAAGGGACCUUACCAGCACGUAUUCCUCCAGGAAUGCCAAUGCAUGAAUGUUUUGAUCACCGAAGUGAUCCGCUCGCUGAAUGAACUCGAAAUGGGCUUCAAGGGCGAGUUGACCACGUCGGCGGUGAUGGAAGACCUUGCAGAGAACCUCGUGCUAGACCGCGUCCCGCCCACGUGGACGAAGCUCGCGUUCCCUUCGACUCGCCCGCUGGGGUCGUGGCUGGGCAACUUGAAGGAGCGGCUAGAGCAUUUGCAGGACUGGACGAAGGACCCGCUGAGUGUGCCGAAAGUUGUGGAUCUUUCGAAGCUCUUCAACCCGCAGUCCUUCCUCACGGCGAUCAAGGAAGUCGCUUCGCAGCAGCACCAGCUCGAGCUGAACAAACUGACCAUCCUCACGACAGUCACCAAGAAGGACGUCGCCUCCGUCGAGGCCGCGGCGCGAGACGGGGCGUUUGUGACCGGCCUUUACCUCGACGGCGCGCGAUGGGAUGCGGCCGCAAACUGCCUCGAAGUCUCCAGGCCGAAAGAGCUUUUCUGUGCGCUGCCGGUGAUCCACUGCAAGGCGGCGGUGGAGUCUCAGAAGGAGGACAGCUCGACGUACAUCUGCCCCGUGUACAGGACGCAGCAGCGAGGCGCUACGUUCAUUUUCAACGCGCAGCUGCGCACCAAGUAUCCUUCAGCGAAGUGGAUCAUGGGAGGCGUCGCCAUGAUCCUCGAUGUCGGCGUGACGCUUUAA